Messenger RNA from Cydia strobilella, 960 nucleotides. It is a transcript of the gene Surf6, whose product is annotated as surfeit locus protein 6 homolog. The record is from RefSeq and is a predicted model, not a curated record. Lineage: Eukaryota; Metazoa; Arthropoda; Insecta; Lepidoptera; Tortricidae. Gene Ontology annotation, cellular component: nucleolus. Gene Ontology annotation, biological process: ribosomal large subunit biogenesis; ribosomal small subunit biogenesis. Bases 69 to 926 code for a protein of 285 amino acids. Gene Ontology annotation, molecular function: DNA binding; RNA binding. The transcript has 5 exons.
UGGAUAUAAUAAAUUUGUUGUUAGAUCAAAAUAUAAUAACUUGACAUAAAGCUUAGAGAAAUAUAACGAUGUCCAUCCAAAAGAAGUCUAUUAAGUCUAAGCAGUUGAAAGUGGAACUGAAUAAGGAAUUUAUAUUCCUACAAAAUGUCUUUUCUGUUUUGUCCAUACCGCAGCAAACAAAAGAUGAGUUUGACGAUGAUGACAUUGAAAUAACCAAUGGCGAGGCUAACGAAGAGGGGAAGAAGCUGCCGAAACGGGUGACGACUAUUGCAGAGUUAGAAGAAAGACUUGAGAAAAUCAAGUCACAAAACAACUUCCACUUGAAAACCAAACUGGCUAAGAAAAGUCUUGCAAGCAAGUUGAACAAAAAAAUCAAGAAGAGAGACAGGAUAAAUAAAACUAAAGUAAAGCCAUCUGUAGACAAACCUAUAUUACCGAAGAAAGAACACAAAAUGGAAAAUGAUGUUGCACCAAAACCAAUUUUUAAUAAUGAUGGAAAACUUGUCUUUUCCAAGUUUGAUUUUGCAAACACUGGACAUAAAGACAGGCUAAACAAGGGUGAGAAAGAUCCUAAAAAAAUCUUAGAAAAUCUCAAGCAACAAGAAGAAAAGUUCAGGCAACUAGAAGAAAGUGAAGAAAAGUCUAAAGUGAAGGAAUUGAAAGAAAAAAUUGCAUGGAAAAAUAUGUUGCAAAAAGCUGAAGGCCGAAAAAUUAAGGAUGACCCCAACCUGCUAAAGAAAUCAAUUCAAAAAAGAGAACAAAAGAAGAAGCACAGUAAAAAGCAGUGGGACAACAGGAUUCAAAAUGUUAAAGAGGCCAAAGACGCUAGACAAGCUAAACGGACCGAAAACAUUGCCAACAAAAAGAAAGAAAAGAACUCUAAAAAGAUAAAACAGGCUGUUAAGAGAGGGCGUGUUGUAAUAUAAGAAUAACUAUAAGUAAAUACAAGGUUUGAUAAAA